This is a messenger RNA of Odontomachus brunneus, 897 nucleotides long. Its product is annotated as odorant receptor 4-like. Gene Ontology annotation, biological process: detection of chemical stimulus involved in sensory perception of smell; sensory perception of smell. NCBI's taxonomy places the organism in Eukaryota, Metazoa, Arthropoda, Insecta, Hymenoptera, Formicidae. The record is from RefSeq and is a predicted model, not a curated record. Bases 1 to 897 code for a protein of 298 amino acids. Gene Ontology annotation, cellular component: plasma membrane. The transcript has 5 exons. Gene Ontology annotation, molecular function: odorant binding; olfactory receptor activity.
AUGUUCGGAUGUAGGGGACGACAUCACUUAAUUGUCAAGAGUGCGGCGACUUGCCAGAUUGUAGUAUUCAUGAGUGACGAGCGAAGGAACAGCGAGUGCAAGGAAAUACGGAGAUGGUCGAUAAGAUUUGCUCUCCUGGCGACAGGUUCUGUGACAGGCGUCACAAUGAAAUCGGUACUGAACAUCAUGCAAGGUUUCUUACCUUACAGAGUGUGGCUGCCAUACAACACGAACGUAACAGUGAUAUUUUGGAUCACUUCCGUUCAUCAAAUGGUAGCUAUAAUUCUCGCCACUAUCGUAAACGUUGCCACGGAAACUUUGGUUUUUGGUUUCUUUCUGCAAACGUGCGCCCAGCUCGAUAUUCUCGGAAGUCGUUUUCGCAAAUUAAAAACCAAUAAUGCGACCUAUCAUCAAAAGGAUAUUUCACCGUCUUCGAAUGCGAAAAAAUCAAUAAUUUCACAACAUAUACGUCAUCAUAUCAGCAUUUACAACUUUGCUAAAACGGUGAACUUCGUAUACAAUCAGGUACUUUUCAUCCAAUUCUCUGUGAGCAUAUUGGUGCUGUGUACAAGCCUAUACUAUAUCUCGACGCAUUUCACGGAGACCGAAUCUGCGACUAUGCUGGUCUACGUUUUUUGCAUGUUUGUCCAAAUCUUUUUGUAUUGUUGGUCUGGCAACGAAGUUAUACUUAAGAGUAUGAACAUAGGAGAUGCGGCGUAUAACAUGGACUGGCCUCUGUUAUCUAUCAGCGAGAAGAAAGAUCUACUGAUGAUCAUGAGACGCAGCACUGUUCCCAUAAGAUUUAGUAGUAGCUUCUUGAUAACUCUAUCUCUCGAGUCUUACUGCAACAUACUGAAGACAUCGUACUCGGCGUUUAACGUGUUGCAACAGUCCUGA